Molecule: messenger RNA, 2439 nt
Organism: Wasmannia auropunctata (little fire ant)
Lineage: Eukaryota; Metazoa; Arthropoda; Insecta; Hymenoptera; Formicidae
Gene: Mettl3
Product: N6-adenosine-methyltransferase subunit METTL3
Exons: 4
Coding region: 213-1853 (546 amino acids)
Cellular component (GO): nucleus; RNA N6-methyladenosine methyltransferase complex
Molecular function (GO): mRNA m(6)A methyltransferase activity; mRNA (2'-O-methyladenosine-N6-)-methyltransferase activity
Source: RefSeq, a predicted model, not a curated record
AUUAAGUUAACUGAUAAUAAGUUAGUAUUUCGUGUAGAAACGCGUCAAAUUACUCCAAUUUCGUCAAAAUUGAAGUUGGUGGAUCAGGUGUUCCAGAUAGAUAUCUAGGUUAGAAUAACAGGUUAGAGGAAAACUAGAGCUGGUGCCCCGUUUGCAAGUCGCUUUUUUUCGCAUGCUCAAAAGUAUGUUUUUGUGCACAAUCUACCCGAGCCAUGUCGGAUGCCUUUGAGGAAAUACAAGCGAUCAAGAUAAAGAGAAACAGCUACCGUGAGAAAUUACAGAAGAGGAAACGCGAGAGAAAUGAAUUGUACACGCUCACUUCUACGCCGGUUUCAUCCACCCUGACGGCGGAGUCGGCGUGUCCUGAUUCCAAUGCAUCGUCACGCUCGGAUCACAGCGAGUACGAGAGAGAUGUACUUUGCAUCUUGCACGAAUCCUUACCUAACCUACCGAUAACAUCCGCGGACUUGAUAGACCAGCUGCGUAAAAAUCUCAACGCCGAUGUAUCUUCCUCGGACAUCCACAAGAUUUUGGAGAAGCUGGCUGCACAAGAUAUAGUUAAGAUCAAAGAAGUCACGGAGAAUGGAGUGUUUGGCUAUACAGUGCUGUCGGUAACAGAAUCCCAAUCGUCGUGCCAGUCCCAGUCUGACGACACGGAGAAUGCCGAGAGCAUGGAAAUGUCCGAAUUAAAUGACCACGUGCCACCGGAGAAACAGGCGAAGAUGGACAGGAAGAAUACCGAGGACAUCAUGUCUCUGAUUUCGAUGCCGACCAUCAGAGAGAAGGAGAGCAAGAAGGUCGGCGAACAGAUCCUGGACUUACUGUCGAAGCAGACCUCCAAGGAGAAAUCGCUGGCGGAACGAUUUCGUUCUCAGGGUGGUGCUCAAGUCAUGGAAUUCUGUCCGCACGGCACGAAAGUGGACUGCAUGAAAUUGAAUGGGGGCCCGGGAUUCGCGGAGAAGUGCAAGAAGCUGCAUUUUAAAAAGAUCAUACAGAGUCACACAGAUGAAUCCUUGGGGGACUGUAGUUUCCUCAACACCUGCUUCCACAUGGACACGUGCAAAUACGUUCACUAUGAGGUAGACGGCCCCACGGCACAACCGAGAGAAAUCAAUGACUCCGACAGUCCGGGCAAUACCGCGUCCAACAAGACAUUGAACUUGGACAGCAAGAACGGUAGCGGCAGCAGUGGCAACGUAGGUAGCGAGUUGACUCUGUAUCCACCGCAGUGGAUCCAGUGUGAUUUGCGUUACCUCGACAUGACGGUUCUCGGCAAGUUCGCCGUGAUCAUGGCCGAUCCACCGUGGGACAUUCACAUGGAGUUACCUUACGGCACUAUGUCAGACGACGAGAUGAGGCAGCUGGGGAUCCCGGCGCUCCAGGACGAAGGACUCUUGUUUCUCUGGGUGACUGGUAGAGCCAUGGAGCUCGGAAGAGAGUGCCUGCAGCUAUGGGGUUACGAGAGGGUCGACGAGAUCAUCUGGGUAAAGACGAAUCAGUUGCAGAGGAUAAUACGGACUGGUAGGACGGGCCAUUGGCUGAAUCACGGCAAGGAGCACUGUCUGGUCGGGAUGAAGGGCAAUCCUCGUAUCAAUCGAGGACUCGACAGUGACGUGAUCGUCGCCGAGGUUCGCGCUACCAGCCACAAACCCGACGAGAUCUAUGGCAUCAUCGAGCGCAUGAGUCCCGGCACCAGAAAAAUCGAAUUGUUCGGCCGGCCGCACAAUGUACAGCCCAACUGGAUCACGUUGGGCAACCAGGUAGACGGUGUUCAUCUGAUUGAUCCGCAACUUAUUAAAGCCUUCAAGAAACGUUAUCCUGAUGGAAACUCGAUGAAGCCUACCAAGCCGUAAGAUUAUCCUCGUCCAAGGUAAAGGAUUAAAAAUUAAAUGGAGAGAAUGAUACAAUAAGUACAUUUGUAUACAAUACAUUUGUAUACAACUAAAUUUCCAAAGAAUUUGGAACAUUGUAAGAAAAUUUAGACCAAGUUUUUUAUAAAGAUUUUAUUGGUUUAUAUUUCUUUUGUUCAUAAUAUAAUUAAUUCCGCUACUAGAAUCAAACAUUGUUACACUAUUAAGUACGACGUUUGAAUUUGUAUAAUCUUCUCAUCUUUUUUAUAUUUUUCAAAAAUUUGAUAAGCUGUUAAUUAAAAUCUUUAUAAAUAGGAAUGAUAUUUGUCUAUGUAAAUUAAAGCCACUUCACGUUUUGUUAUUUUAUUGCAAAAAAAUGUGUAUAUAUAUUCCAUUUACCAUUUAAAUAUAUGCUAAUACAGAAUGAAUGCAUAUAACUAUAAAUAUAAGACUGAUUUCCCGUGAAUAUUUUGAGAUAGAUAAUAAUAUUUGUACAUAUAUAUUACAUUAUUUCUAAGCCAUGCUUUAUUCAGCAUGUAUGUAUACACGUGUUAAGCUAUUCUUGCUUAAUAAAAUUAAUUAUUGGAGA